Kluyveromyces marxianus DMKU3-1042 is the source of this 2127-nucleotide messenger RNA. RefSeq names its product Rnh70p (gene RNH70). The record is from RefSeq and is a predicted model, not a curated record. NCBI's taxonomy places the organism in Eukaryota, Fungi, Ascomycota, Saccharomycetes, Saccharomycetales, Saccharomycetaceae. Gene Ontology annotation, cellular component: nucleus. Gene Ontology annotation, molecular function: nucleic acid binding; exonuclease activity. The transcript has a single exon. The coding region runs from base 1 to 2127 and encodes 708 amino acids.
AUGUCUAACAGUGUAUCCAGUUCGCCAAAGUCUGCAGUUUUAGUCUCGCCUGGCAAGAAUGCAGAGAUUAGUCAUGGAAUAACGACCGAGUCACUGGCUGCGGCCCCAUCGCCUACGGUUGAUACCAAAAACAACAUCAUCAACAACAGCAACAGCAACAACAAUUCACUGUCAGUUCGCUCUAGAGUGGAAAGACUAAGUAUAUGUGAGGGCACGGAAACGAAAGAUGAGAUUUUGAGCAAACUUCACCCGCCUAGCUCUAGUAGCAGUAGGGAUAGUGUUAGCUUUACUGAUGGGAAAGAAGAUGACGAAAUAACAGAUAUCAAUAAUACCCAAAGUGGAUCAAAAAGAAGGAGAAGAAGGUCUAGUGCUGUUCAAAGCUCUUCAUCGCUAGAUAAUUUGAAACGUGACAAUUUGAGCACUUCGUCCCUUGCUGUUCCAAAGAAGAAGAAAAAGUCAACGAAAUCAGUCAACAUCGUGUUAGAGAAACUAUCAAAGCCUCUAUCUAUAAAAGACCUAAGAGACCUUGUACUCUUCGCAUUCAGAGACACAAACAAUGCUCCUAGCUGGUUACAAAUUGAUAAUAGGUCUGCUUUACAAAAGAUAAUAGUUCUUUUCGUUCCAGGGUUAUUACCUGAGGAUUUUUCAAAAGAUGCAGAGCAUAAAGAAAAACUCACUAGUUUUGCAGACAAUUUGGAGACUCUAACGGGCAGUCAUACACUUCCACCGACUCUAUUUUCGAAUCCAGAAGCGCAGUGGUAUAAUUUACCUCUAUGUGCACCAGGGUCAAAGAACUCCCUAUUUUCUGCUUAUAACUCUUUUGUUAAUGUUGGGUUAAAUAAGAAGGAAAAGGAAAAGAAGCGGGCACAAUUAUCUAAGAAGAAAGUUGUCAUGGAUGAUCUACUAAUGACUGUGGAUAACUUAAUCGAAAAUGACUAUCCUAUUCAUUUGGAAACUCCUGGUUUAUCAGACGAAUUCAAGGAAACCUUGCAAGAAAAUUACUCAAAACCAGAAUAUAAGGAUUGGGUGAACACCAAAUCUUUUGAACACGAAGCACCACACACAUUUGCAAUUGAUUGUGAAAUGUGUUUAUCGGAUAACGGUCCAGUGUUAACUCGUUGCAGUGUCGUGGAUUUCAACGAAAAAUUGAUUUAUGACAAGUUAGUGAAACCAGACGUCCCAAUCAUCGAUUAUCUAACAAGAUAUAGUGGUAUUACAGAAGAAAAGUUAAGGGACGUCACGACAACUUUGAAGGAUGUUCAAGAAGACCUAUUGAAAAUAAUAAGCACUGAUGACGUAUUAAUAGGUCAUUCGUUACAGUCUGACCUUAAUGUGCUAAAGGUAAGACAUACUAGGAUUGUUGACACAGCUAUAAUCUACGAGCACAAAGCAGGUCCACCGUUUAAACCAGGACUUAAAUAUUUGGCUUCAGAGCAUUUGAAUAUUGAUAUUCAAAAGGAUACGGGUCUCGGGCAUGAUUCGUACGAAGAUGCUAAGACGUGUUUAGAAUUGACAAAGUUGAAGAUUCAAAAUGGAUUAGCAUUUGGGCUUGGUAUCAAUACCGAAAACCUUUUCCAUAGACUAUCACGGAGUGGAGUAUCCUCCAUGAUAUUGAAUGACUCUGCAUCAAGGCAAAGUAAAGUCCUUAAAUCGGACAGCAGCAAUGAGCUACAUGUUAGGUGCAAAGAUGAUCAAAUGAUUGUCGAUGAAAUAUGUGAACACAUCGAGGAGCAUAACUUCUUUGUAGGAAGACUUAGAGAGUUAGAAUUCGCACGCCAGUUUGCAACUUGUAACAAUCCGGACACCAAGAUUGCGGAAUCUCCAGAGAUAGCAAUACAUAAUUUGAAGGAGAGGUUCACAAAGAUAUAUGAACACUUACCACCAUCUUCAAUGCUUCUUGUAUGCUCUGGUACUGGUGAUACUAGGGAAUGGAUUAAAAUCAUGGGUGAGUUGAACAAACUUGAUAAGGAUGUUAGAUUCUCGGAAAAAGCCAAACGUGAGGAGGAAAUACAACAAUCUGUUAAGACUGCUCGCGAUGCUAUAAGUUUCAUGACCGUUAAAGCAAUGAAGCCUAAGCAACUACAGCCACCACAGCAACAACCAUCUAAUGAAAACGGGAUCAACUAA